Messenger RNA from Symbiodinium sp. CCMP2592, 921 nucleotides. The record is from the annotation of a GenBank genome assembly. NCBI's taxonomy places the organism in Eukaryota, Dinophyceae, Suessiales, Symbiodiniaceae.
AUGCCUCGUGAUGCCGGCCCCCGCAAGCCCACCCUCAAGCAGCUGGCGAAGCAGAAAGCGAAGGACAUCAAGACCCGGGAGCGCAACGAGGCGACGUUCGCAUCCGCCGUUCAGCACUCCAAAAGCACCAUACUCGACGUGGACAUGCGGUUCAUUCAAGACACGCUGACCCAGAACCCGACUUGGAUUUCUCCACUCGCUGGUCUGAUCCGCUCGGGCUCGUUGAAUGGUCUUCUGAAGGACGUUGCCAAGAAGGAGGAGACCGGUGGACUGAGAUGGAAGGGCAAGUGCACCAAAUGGGGCAGUUUGCCGCUUGAGAUGGCGAGCUUAAUGCUCAAGCAUUGCGGUGUGGAGCUCGCGGAGGACGUACAGAAGGACGAACCCGUCGUACGGACCCUCUUCGAGAUCCAGUUCUGGGCAGCCAAGUCGGCGUCCUUGCCAUCUCGUGCGGACAUUCGCUAUCAGUCCACGUUGGUCAAGUUAGCGAGGGCCCGCAUGGAGGACGUUGGUCGCAACUACAUAGCUGCGGUGAACUCGGCGGAGGCUAUCAGUGUUGACCGGGACAGGUACAACAUCUGGUCACUUGAGAACAACACGUUGUACUGCCACGUCUUUGCCACACAAGAUGGACACCCUCGCCGUUCCCGCUCGGAGUUCGUACCCAACGAGUCGUACCUCAGCCACGAGCUUCCUACUCUCCCGGACAACAAGACGUGGCAAUUGGACGACCCUUUUGCGGUGGACUGUGUCAUUUCAGAUGGACAGCAUAACUCGUUGUUCAGUUUUGAAUGCGCGAGUUUCUUUCCUACUUUGCCGGACAUGAAGGCCAAGUGGACCUUCGACUUGUCGUCGGACGCAGACACCACGGCUGGCCUCGGCGACAAUGUGCCGCAGGGCACCCCGUCGGUCCGGAGUGCAUAA